Molecule: messenger RNA, 2188 nt
Organism: Physcomitrium patens
Lineage: Eukaryota; Viridiplantae; Streptophyta; Bryopsida; Funariales; Funariaceae
Product: putative mitochondrial protein ymf40
Biological process (GO): mitochondrial mRNA processing; homing of group II introns
Cellular component (GO): mitochondrion
Molecular function (GO): RNA-directed DNA polymerase activity
Source: RefSeq, a predicted model, not a curated record
AGUGUUAUCGGAUUUGAGGAAUCCAUAGUCUUUCACAGAAAUCUAUGCAGACUUAUACUCUUGUUUCACAUCAAAACACUUCGCAAAUUCACAAAACUCGCCGAAGCUAGAAGGUGACGUUCCGGAAUCAUGGGCUGGAAUUAGCAACGUCGGCCGACGCGUUGGAUUUUCGAGCAGCAACUGUGCGAUGUAUGAAACGCACAUGACAAUGGAAUGCCUGGAAAAGUCACUCGCAGGGGGGGGGAGAUUUGCGUCUCUCUUUUCACGGCAGAGGACGGGAUGCAAAUCUGUGUUUUGGAAACACUCAGCAAUGAGCUUGACAGGAAUCGUUGAAUUUGUUGGGAUUGAUUUGUGUAUGACUCGUCGAACGGUGAGCAAUCCAAGUCGGAACUUUUAUCCUGUGGGCAUGUCUUUGGAGCAGCCCUAAAUUACCCACAAUUGCUCAUGGACAAUUUGCGAAGGCAGAGAGGGUAGGGGGGAGAUUUUGCGCUGUAGCAUGACGUCGCGUGUGUGCGCGUUUUGCGUUAAGGAUGUUGGGCUCUACCGUGAGAAGGUUUGGUCUCGCUUUCAAAUCCGAUUGCAAGUUAGGCCUUGCUGAGGUUUUUCUCGAAGAUAGGCUAUUCAGGAAGCAGAUGUUUGGGUGCUUCACAACGGUGACCGAACGCGAUUUUGAUCGUCAGGAAACGCCAGGAACAAGUCUCAACAGACCCAACUUCGAAAGUGAUGAGAAUAAGUUGUGGUUCUGCAAGUAUUCCACAUUUUUUGACCCCAGGAUUUAUGAAGCAUCGUAUCGCAAUUUGCGGCGCAAGGUCAAGAGGAAGACGAAGGUGAUAGACGAUACUUUCUCUCAGAGCACCAUAGUUCGAGUAAUCCAGCAGAUGAGAGACAGGUCGUUUCAGUUCCAGCCCGUGAAGAAAGAAACGAUUACAACCGCCGAUGGGACACACAUUCCAGUAGGGACACCAUCGUUUUCCGAUCAGGUCGUCCAGGAAGCAAUGAGGUUUAUUCUUGAGCCUGUUUUUGUGAAUUCACGCCCCGACGAGAAUUCUGCUCAGGCAACGUUGCAGAGGGUGCGCAACUGGACUGGCACAACGUGGCUGAUCACUGACCGCACUCCUGGAUUGUUGAACAACUUAGAUCACUCUCUGUUGGGAAAUCUUUUGAUGCGGGGUGUGAAGGACCAACAACUUCAUGACUUGUACUGGAAGCUCGUAAAUGCAGGGCUUGUGGCCACGAUCAACCAGGAGCGACAUAAUUUGACAGGAGUUUCAAAGGGGGGCAUAUUAUGGCCUUUGUUUACAAACGUAUAUUUGAGUGAGUUUGAUGUUCGGCUCAAGGAAUUUGCGUCCAGCAUGUCCAAGUCUCUGCCAACCAAAAAGGAUAAAGGUACCAAGGUUCACUACAUCCGCUACGGUGAUCGAUGGGUGGUAGGCGUGGACGGACCGAAAUCUUUAGCUGUUGAGGCGCAGAACAAAAUCGUGUCAUAUUUGAAUGACAUUCUGAAGCUGAAAAUUGAUAGUGAUAGUAUCACUAUUUCUCAUCUACCGUCUGAAAAAGUGAAUUUUCUCGGAGUUUUGGUGGGAGCCAGGGAUAAGAAGUACGUUGAGAGCUUGGUGGGUAGAAGUGCCGAGCGCGCUUACGGCCGCAUUUUUUUAGAAGCUCCUAUCAACGACAUAGUAGAGAAGCUUGUGGAUCAGGGAUUUGCUGUCAAUCCUGAGUGGCCUCGGGGCAUGAGUGCAUGGAUUCACCUGGAAGCAGAGGAGAUUUUGCGACGGUACAGAAAUAUCAUGACAGGUUUGAUGGAAUACUACUCUAUAGUGGAUAACAACAACAUGAUGCGGAGAGUGUUUUGGCUUUUGAGAUUCUCUGCUAUCUUCACUCUUUGCAGAAAAUGGCGUAUGUCAACUAGAGCUUUGUUUAGGAAGUUAGCUAAUGAUCCACAGUACGAGGAUUUAUUGAAGGGAAGAUUGACUUCUUCACGUCGGUGACUUGCAAUCCUUCGUGCCCACAAGGAGUUCCAUGGCGCAGUCAAGUCAUUGGCAUCAAGUGACUCUUUUUCUACUUUGACAACCUGAACAUGAUCUUUUUAUUUGUGUGUAAUCUAUUGGAAAGCAGCUUUGGGGCGUAUGUACAGUUUAUUUUAUCAACUAAGAAGACUCCAAUCACUGAGAAACAAGCUUGACUCUUA